Molecule: messenger RNA, 1119 nt
Organism: Glycine soja
Lineage: Eukaryota; Viridiplantae; Streptophyta; Magnoliopsida; Fabales; Fabaceae
Product: zinc finger protein ZAT5-like
Exons: 1
Coding region: 207-1067 (286 amino acids)
Source: RefSeq, a predicted model, not a curated record
CAUCUUUCUCUCUCCCUCUCCCUCUCCCUCUCUCUCUCUCUCUCUCUCUCUCUUCACUUCACACCUAUAAUAUAAGACUUCCAAGUUUGGAAACGCAACUCUGGCAAACCCAAAACACGUUACUAGCUAUUAGAGGUACCCUUUAUUAAUAUUAACUCCCACUCUCUUCAUUGCUUCUAUCAUUCUCUCUCUGUCAAUUCCUCACCAUGCAAAAGCAAGAGGAAUUGAAUGCCGAGUGCAAGGAUCACAUGCAAAUCAUCAAGGGCAAGCGCACGAAGCGACAAAGGCUUCCAUCUCCACUUAGGUUAACCAUGUCAACAACAUGUUCCAGUUUAGGAGGAAGAAGCAGCACCGAAAAUUCCCUAGGAUUUGAUCUACCAACAACCUCAAAUGAAUCAAGGAACGAAGAGGAAGACAUGGCAAAUUGUUUGAUUCUCUUAGCUCAAGGUGAUCGCAACAAUAGUACCCCAAAACCCUCACACAACAACAAGGGGGGGUUAUACCUUUAUGAGUGCAAGACUUGUAACCGAUGCUUCCCUUCAUUUCAAGCCCUUGGUGGCCACAGAGCCAGCCACAAGAAAUAUUAUUCCAAGGCAAGUGCAGAAGAAAAGCAAGGAGUUCUUGCAACUUUUGUGAAUGAAGUGGAUAAUAAUAAUAAUCAUAAUCAUGAUGAUUAUUAUUGUGACACCACAAGCACCACCCUCACCUUACAAUUAUCAACGGCUUUGUAUAAUAAUAAUAAUAGUAGCAGCAACACUAGGAUGAGUACUAUUAAUGCUAAGUGUAAAGUUCAUGAGUGUUCCAUAUGUGGGGCAGAAUUUUCAUCUGGGCAAGCCUUGGGGGGACACAUGAGAAGGCAUAGAAAUUUUGGGAGUGCACCUACGUGUGGGGCAAUUAAUGCAAAUAGAGAAUCCAAGAAACACAACAAAGAUGUUUUGAACUUGGACUUGAAUCUUCCGGCACCUGAGGAUGAUCAUCACAGAGAAUCCAAGUUGUUUCCUUUUCAGGCCAAAGAAAAAGUUAUUGUCUUCUCAGCAACUUCUUCUUUGGUGGAUUGCCAUUACUAAAGUUGAAGUUUGUCCUUUCUCUAUAAAUUAGCCUCACCGAGAACUUCUCAUU